Fraxinus pennsylvanica is the source of this 537-nucleotide messenger RNA. The record is from the annotation of a GenBank genome assembly. Lineage: Eukaryota; Viridiplantae; Streptophyta; Magnoliopsida; Lamiales; Oleaceae.
AUGGAAGGGGAAGGAGAAGACGAUGAAAUUGUCUGUUUAGAUGGAUCAUUCUUCAUCGAUGACAACUACCAACUUACUACAUUUACAUUUGGGUCUCAUGUUCUUGAGCUCUACUGCUUACAGUCAUCUUCAACUGAUUUUGAUUUGACAGGGCAGUUAGUAUGGCCUGGGGCAGUGCUUUUAAAUGACUAUCUCUCAAAAAAUGUUGAAACGCUUCAAGGACGUUCUGUUAUUGAGCUAGGCUCUGGUGUUGGCAUUACUGGGAUGCUUUGUAGCAGAUUCUGUCGUGAAGUAGUUUUGACAGAUCAUAAUGAGGAGGUUCUCAAGAUACUGAAGAAGAACAUAGAGCUGCAGGAAUCUUCUCAGAAUUCUCUUUGUUGUGCUGAAUUAAAAUUUGAGAAGCUAGAGUGGGGAAAUUCUGACCAGCUCAACAGCAUCUUGCAGGGGCAUCCAAAAAAAUUUGAUCUAGUUCUUGGAGCUGAUAUCUAUAUCCAUAUCUUUACUAUUCAUCAACUUGUUUUAUAUGCAUGUUCGUGA